AUGGCGGAGUCGAUCGACUACGAAACGACAGACGUAGUCAUCUGUGGCUGUGGCCCGACAGGCGCGCUGCUCUCCGCAUAUCUGAGCCGCAUGUCGGUGGCCCAUAUUGUUCUGGAGAAAGAGACUGCCAUCACGACCGACCCGCGCGGGAUCGCACUGGAUGAGGAUGGGAUUCGCCUUCUCCAGGGGGUUGGACUUUAUGACAAGAUCUACACCGAAAUCGGCACCUGCAUGGGGCAGUUCCAGUUUAUAGGCGGGACGCAAAGGUCGCUGCGGCAGAAGCCCUUUUUGCAGAUGGAUUACUCUACGUACUAUGCAUUUGAGGACUCCAAACUCACUCUCCUGCGUGAUAACCAGACCGAGGGCGGCACCGGGCACGUUGGGUUUAUAUGCCACAAGCAGCCCGUCCUGGAGAAACACCUGCGCGAGGCAAUGCAUGCCCCCGGGGUCUCUGCGUUGCGAUCUGGCUGCUUGGUAUCGCAUCUUUCAGAGGACAGGGACUGGACGUACUGCCACUAUCUUGACAGCCAGGGGAACACGCACGCGAUCCGGUCGCGGUUCUUCGUCGGCGCAGAUGGGAAAACUGGGUACACGCGCAAGAUGUACCUGGAGCCGCAGGGGGUUCAGAUGGAGGCUGCAAACCACGCCUUCUAUGACGAGACCUGGGUAGCGCUCAACUGGGAGAUCACUCUCCCAACGCCGCAGAGCCACCCGGACUUCCCGCUCUGGUCCAAGGGAUACACACCCGAGCAAGUCUAUGAUACCUUCUUCCCUGCCGACUUCCGAUUCCUGUGCAAUCCGGAUCGUCCGGCGGUCUGUGGGCGGUUUGGCCUGCCCCGAGAUCGCCUGUGGCGCUUUGAGUUUGUGGUGCAUGCAGAUGAGGAUGGGGAGCGCAUGGCUGAGAAGGAUAUGAUCAUGAAGGUCGUGUUCCCGUAUAUCACCCAUCCAGGGAGUCUGUACGGACUCACGCAAGACGUUCAAUUCCCAGAAGACUGCAUUCGCGUCCUCAGAUCGCGUCCGUUCCGUUUCUCCGCCCGCAGCUGCAAUCGCUGGGCACAAGGCCGCGUUGUCCUGUGCGGCGAUGCUGCACACGUCUUCCCUCCAUUCGGCGGCCAGGGCAUCGCAUCCGGCUUCCGCGACGCCGCCUCCCUCGCCUGGCGACUCGCACUCCUAUGCCGGAACCAUAACCACAACCACAACCACAAGGACAGCCCGCACUCCGCAGCAGGCGCUGAUGCUCCCCGACACGCCGCGGUCCUCCGAGGCUGGUACCUCGAGCGCAAGCAACAACUCGAGCGCUCCCUCGCGUCCACAAUCCAAAACGGCCGCUUCGUCACGGAGAGCAACCCGCUCGCCAUCCUCCUCCGCUCCGUCCUCCUCUUCAUCCAGCGCCUGGUCCCCGCAUGGCGCAGGGGGCUGCGUCUUGGCCGGCGACAGGGCGGGAUGGUCCGGUACGCGCAUGAGGAGGGGAUGCCCUUCCUUCCGGAGUUUGGGGGUGGUGUGUGUCUUCCGCAGGGGUAUUGUAGGGCUAUCCCUGGGAUUCGUGGCGGUGCCGCUAUAACUACUAGUAGUACUAGUACUAGUAGUGGUAACGGCAGUACUGGCAAGCUGCAGCGCUCCGAAGAAAUCGAGGACUGCGAGGAGAGGGGGGGAAUCCGCUUUACGGAUGAUGUCAUUUUCGGCUCCUCCUCCUCCACCACCACCACAACCGCUGCUAGCCAACCGCGGCUCUUCCGGCUGCUCGUGUACCUGCGGAGCCUGGACGACCUCCCCGCCGCGCACCGGGACAUCGGAGACAUCGACCAACUGUCACGCGGGGAGAUCCACGCGGCGGACGUCGUCUUCCUCGUUGAACGCGCGGGCGCGAGCGCGGGCAAUGCACACUCGGCUGCUGUUCCUGAGAGUGACAUGCAGAGUGCUUUAUCGGCGACGUACUGGCAAAUCGCAACUGGCCCCGAAUUCGCCGCCUCGCCGCUGUGCGCGAACCGCCCCGCACCGCGCUUCUACGACCCGUACUACAUGGGCAAGGUGCUGGGCGGGAAGCGGUAUGUGGUUGUGCGGCCGGACCGGUUUGUCUUUGCUGCGGUUGAUAGUAGAGGCGAGUUGCAGAGGGCGCUUGGGGCUGCGGCGGAUUAUUUGCAGGGGCUAUCUUGA
Messenger RNA from Aspergillus udagawae, 2154 nucleotides. RefSeq lists its product as uncharacterized. The coding region runs from base 1 to 2154 and encodes 717 amino acids. NCBI's taxonomy places the organism in Eukaryota, Fungi, Ascomycota, Eurotiomycetes, Eurotiales, Aspergillaceae. The record is from RefSeq and is a predicted model, not a curated record. Gene Ontology annotation, molecular function: FAD binding. The transcript has 6 exons.